AUGACCAAGGUGAAGCGUCCUCGCGCGGUGCAGGGAAAGACCACGGCUGAAUUUAAGAGCCCCGAAGGUCUCAUUGAAGCCCUCAAGUCCCGAAACCCUGAUGUGCUUAAAAAUACUCUUGUUCAUUUCGAAACCAAAUCACCGUGGCAUAUGGCGAACGGCCUGGCAUUAGGGAUACACCAAGUGGACAAAACGGAUGUAGUGCUCGCUGCCCUCAAAGUUCUAGGUGCAGCCGCAUUGAUAGAUCAACGGUUGACUUUUGAUGCUGUUUCCUGGACGGCAAAGGCUCUACCAAAACUCCUUUCACAUCGACAUCGAACGCCAACAUCCGAACCUCUGGUUUAUCUAUCUAUUCGCACUGCCCUUGUGACACUCAUUCUCGCACUUCUUCCCUUGACUUUACCUAUCGAGUUGUUCACUGCGUUAUUCAAGGGAAUAGCUCAAGAUGAGGGUGUGGUUGUUAAAUUAGUCUUAGAAACAUGCUGGGAAAAGGUCUGGGGUGACGUCAAGGUUCCGAAGAGCUUGAAGCCACUCUACGACAGGAUGGACCCUGAUAUCACAGACCCUUUGGCACCUGCUGACGUCGUUCAUCACUUCCUCCUCGCCCUAUGUACCAAACCAGACCUACGUCCGGCAGGGAAGGAUGAAGGAGGUGAAGAGGAAGGUAGUGAAGCGAACUCAAAAGGGACAGUUUAUAAUCCUUUGCUACUGAAGUUGUUGAGGACUUUACGACCCGCUGUGGAUGCAAGGCAACAUGAACUUGCAGUGCGAAUUUUGAACGCAUGUCCUGACUUGGUCGGUGCUUACUUUGCAAAAGCUUGGAACCCCGACUAUCUACAAGAUGGAUCACAAGCGUCGGUUUUAUUGCUUCAGUCGUCAAAGCAGAUCUUCCGACUGAUUCCUUCUAUAUGGAUGCUCCCACACACUCUCGCAACCUCAUCGACCUCGAGCAGAGCGUACCGAGCAGAUCCUCCCACCACUUUCUGCAAUCGUCGAAAGCGUUAUCCCCAAUUUAUUAACACGAGCAUGGUUGACCAAAGGACUUCUUGCAAAACCUGCUCCAUCGGAGAACCAAACACGGUCCCGGCGAGCACGGGAACACUCGUUCAACAUACGACAAUUCGACUCAUCACCCAGUGUCUACUCAAGUUGUCCAAUGUUCUCGAAGCAUUCCCUCCUGGUUGGAGUGAACGUGCUGCAGAGGUUGUGGACGCGGUCCGAAAACGAGUUCCUGAAUUGGGAGUUGUGGUUGGGAUCACUCAAGAAGCUUCCAAGGCUCUCCAGAAAAACGAGGACACGACCAUGGAUAAUGAAGUGGAAGUCGGGAGCUUUUGCUCGCAGAGGGUUCUUUGA
Molecule: messenger RNA, 1353 nt
Organism: Rhizoctonia solani
Lineage: Eukaryota; Fungi; Basidiomycota; Agaricomycetes; Cantharellales; Ceratobasidiaceae
Product: nucleolar pre-ribosomal-associated protein 1
Exons: 7
Coding region: 1-1353 (450 amino acids)
Biological process (GO): maturation of LSU-rRNA from tricistronic rRNA transcript (SSU-rRNA, 5.8S rRNA, LSU-rRNA); maturation of 5.8S rRNA from tricistronic rRNA transcript (SSU-rRNA, 5.8S rRNA, LSU-rRNA)
Cellular component (GO): nucleolus
Source: RefSeq, a predicted model, not a curated record